Cordyceps fumosorosea ARSEF 2679 is the source of this 807-nucleotide messenger RNA. Its product is annotated as phosphomannomutase. The transcript has 3 exons. The coding region runs from base 1 to 807 and encodes 268 amino acids. Gene Ontology annotation, molecular function: phosphomannomutase activity. Gene Ontology annotation, biological process: mannose metabolic process; protein N-linked glycosylation; GDP-mannose biosynthetic process. Gene Ontology annotation, cellular component: cytosol. The record is from RefSeq and is a predicted model, not a curated record. NCBI's taxonomy places the organism in Eukaryota, Fungi, Ascomycota, Sordariomycetes, Hypocreales, Cordycipitaceae.
AUGGCUGACGCUACCUACCCCCCUCUCGAGGAGCGUCCCCUCAAGGACACCAUCUGCCUCUUUGACGUCGACGGCACCCUGACGCCUGCCCGUCUGGAUGCCUCCCCCGAGAUCCUCGCCAUCCUGCGCGCCCUGCGCCAAAAGUGCGCCAUCGGCUUCGUCGGCGGCUCCGACCUCGCCAAGCAGGAGGAGCAGCUCGGCGGGCCCGCCGGCGCCCCCGUCACCAGCCUCUUCGAUUUCUGCUUCUCCGAGAACGGCCUGACCGCGUUCAAGCUCGGCCAGGCGCUGCCCUCGAACAGCUUCAUCGAGUGGAUCGGCGAGGCCCGCUACCAGGAGCUCGUCAACUUUGUCCUGCGCUACGUCGCGGACCUCGAGAUUCCCGUCAAGCGCGGCACCUUCGUCGAGUUCCGCAACGGCAUGGUCAACAUCAGCCCGGUCGGCCGCAACGCGAGCAACAAGGAGCGCAACGAGUUCGAGGCGUACGACAAGGAGGCCAAGGUGCGCGAGAAGUUUGUCGCCGCGCUCAAGGAAAGGUUUGGCCAUCUCGGCCUGACCUUCUCCAUCGGCGGCCAAAUCUCGUUCGACGUCUUCCCCACUGGCUGGGACAAGACCUACUGCCUCAAGCACCUCGAGGACGAGGCCAAGAAGCCCGGCGGCAUCGCCUACAAGAACAUCCACUUCUUCGGCGACAAGACGGCCAAGGGCGGCAACGACUACGAGAUCUACGAGGACCCCCGAACUAUCGGCCACUCGGUCAAGGGACCUGAGGACACCAUGACCAUCCUCAAGGAGGUCUUUGGUCUGUGA